This is a messenger RNA of Schistosoma mattheei, 1059 nucleotides long. Lineage: Eukaryota; Metazoa; Platyhelminthes; Trematoda; Strigeidida; Schistosomatidae. The record is from the annotation of a GenBank genome assembly.
AUGAAUAUGAAUGAAGAAUUAAAUAUUUCUACAAGUAAUAAUGAUUUUAUACUCAAUGAUGAAUUGAACAAUUCAUGGAAGAAUUCUAUAGAAUAUGAAUCUUUCUAUUCCACUCCCACUGAUAAUAAUUAUACUACUAAUAAUAACAUUACCUUCAUUCCAGACAAAACUACAAUAAAUUCUUCAAAUAAUAAUGAAUUAGAUAGAAAUAACACUCUUGUCAACAAUGAUGUAUCUUAUUCAUUUGAUGAAACAACCAAACAAAUAAAUGAUAAAAUUCUAAUUACAAACAAUCGGAAAACUUUUCUUAUGGAUACAAUAAAUGAUAAAAUUAAACAAUCAGAUCAUUCCUGUUAUUCAAUAUGGCAAAAUGUUGUAACAACCCUAUUAAACAAUAAUAAUAAGUUAUCCCCUGAAAAAGGAAUCGAUGAUACAAAUAAAUUGACAAAAUGUCAUUCACCACCUAAUUCGUCAUGCUUAAAUGUAACUAUUAAUUGUACAGAUUCUACACAUAAUACUACCUGUGUAUCAACAGUAAACGAUAGUGAUAAUAAUAAUAAUAUGGUUUCCAUAUCCAAACAGUUUAAUAAUACACCAAAAAAACGUAAAACAGCUUAUGGAAUACGUGAUAUACUAGAGGAUUCUUGUAAAGACAAUGACAUUGUUCAAAAACCGGAUGAUUUCCAUGAUAAAAUCGAUAUAAUAAAGAGUGAAAAACCAGAGAAAUAUUUAGGUGAUGAGAUUGAAUCUAUUGAAAGUAAAUUAAAUAAGAGUUAUUCAACAUGGUGGAAUACAUUACAGUCUUUAACUAAUACAUUAGAUAAUUCUGUAAAUAAGACAGAUGAUAAUACACUGCAAUUAAUCUAUCAACAAUAUCGUUUACUUGAAAAAUUUUCAGUAUUACCAGAAAAUUUUCAUUCAAAUUAUUUAAUACAUUUAACACAAUUAAAUAAAAAUAACACAGAGAAUAAUCCCAUGAAUCAAUCAACCUCUUCAUAUCAAAAUCAUUAUACUACUAAUUUUAUUCAGAGGAAAAUAUUGAAACUAAAUCUAAGUUGA